Triplophysa rosa is the source of this 1655-nucleotide messenger RNA. It is a transcript of the gene cimip4, whose product is annotated as testis-expressed protein 33. The record is from RefSeq and is a predicted model, not a curated record. Bases 666 to 1013 code for a protein of 115 amino acids. Lineage: Eukaryota; Metazoa; Chordata; Actinopteri; Cypriniformes; Nemacheilidae. The transcript is spliced from 5 exons.
AUUGAUUACAAUUUUACUACCAUAGUUCUACGACAAAACCAUGUCUAAACUAUUAUUGUUAUUGUGGUGAGACCAUAGUAAAUGUGUUGUUGCUAUGGUUUUACUGCAAAUAACACCAAAAAACCAUGGUGACUAUUGUCCACAAGAAAAAAAUGCUACAAUAUACUGUACUUCAGUAUUUACUAUGGUAAACUAAUAAUUUGUAUGCAUACUUCAGUAUUCUGUAGUGAUGUAUUACUUCACUAACUUGUGAAUUAAUAAACUACUAUAGUAUUUUCAAAAUGACUAAUUUUACUACAGUUUAUUAUUAAAGUAUUCUACAGUCUUCUUUCAUGGGGCAGCAUAAUUUUAGUAAGGAUGCCCCCCCACAUUUAUUUAUUUUGCUUUGUUGUAUUUAUAUAACUUCGCAGAUGUUUGUUUUGUUGUGUUAUGAAACGUGUGUAAGAUGAGUCAUAGUUUUGUGUAGUCACAGUGGCGUGGGUUUCAGGAGAAGUGGAUGAAUUAUUUAUAUCGACGCUGUAUGCAUAUAGAGUUUAACCCACGUCAACCACAACAAGCGCUGGGCGGAAGGUGCGGACUCCCACCUCUUAAACCUAACAGGCAUGGGAACAUUUCCAGGAUGACUUCCAUCAGUCAGUCAGAGAAGAAGACAGACAACAGAAAUCAUGUUAGUUCUGAGCAAACCGGUGUGCAGAUUGUCUUGCCCACAGGUUCCUCCACUAUGUGCACCACAUUACUCUCAAACAAGCUCAAGCUACACAGAUGAACACACAUCCUAUCAUAUGAUGAGCCACUAUCAGCGUGCAAAUAUCUUUCCUGGGCCUCCAGUGGCGUGGUCCUCUUUGGUUAAGGACUCAUAUGUCCAUCAUCCCCUACCAGACUUCAUCCAUGAUCCAGAGCACUGGCACGGCCACAAAACCAAUGACUUGGUGAAGUGGACGGAGCAGAACUUUCUCAGCAAACGGCUGCACAAGCUGCUGAAGGACAUGGAGGUCAAGGGCGUGUCUAAUUAAGCCUGACAUUUUGGAGCACGGUUUCUGAAAACCACAGCAAAUAAACAAUCACACUCACACUUUCGUAAAGUGUUAUACCACCCGCAGACAGACACACUUUCGCAUAUUCUCGUACAAACAUGUUGGGCUCAGGAUUCACACCUGCACCUCCUACUCAAAAGAGCUGAUAGAGUUGUAUUGGCGAUGUCUCACAAAUCAAUCAAAUGCAGUAAUAGACACAUAUAGAUAUAGAUGUAGAUAGAUAGAAAUGUGUGUUAAAAGUGAAUUUAGUUCAUGUGGUCUGUGUUAUUUUACGCAUAUUGUAACAGAUAUUCGAACAGGAAAAAUUGUACAGGAAGCUGUCUUAAAUGUAAUCAAACAGGAAAAUUGUGUUUUACACAGUGUUGCAGUGAUUAUUAUAAAUGAUUUAUCCAUGCACAGCAUUAUUUUUUUUAUUCAUUUGCACUUGUAAUCUUUAAUUAAAAACAUUAAGCUCCUCUCCCCCUCUCAACAACAAUUCUUCACCACAUGACGCCAGCAACAAAAAAAAAGAGUACGGAAAAGUAGUCAAUCGCAACUUCCUUUUCAUGGUGACUUUAAAGGAGUAGUUCACCUUCAAAAGGAAACUUCUGUCAUCCUUUACUCACCCUCUUGUCAUUUCAA